UGAAGACGUUGCGAGAACAACCUAUAUAGUUUUCACUUACCAGUUAGUUUUAUUUACUCAUGCUUUUAGUCAAACUUGCGACUGCUUCGGUUCUGGAGAAAGUUUAUUUUCAGUAACUUUGGAACUCUAGUAAUUGAUAAUCAGUCAUGCCACACAUCGAAGUAACGACACCCAGUUCCUCUGCUCAUCUCGUAGGGAAAAGUGCAUCCUGUUCAAAAUUGAUAGCAGAAUCGGACAGUGCAAUUAGUGGUAGUCAUCGGCAGGGCAGAUGCCGGAGAGUGACCACACUCGCAUUAGGUGGUUGUGGACGCAACGACGACGGGAUUCGCAUCGAGGUCACCCUGCACAAACCGCUUCGCUGGCAAGUCACUGCUGCAGAAAGGGCAAGCGUUUCAUCAAGAAAUCGACACUAUGACAGUUGCUCGAGCGAGAGCAUUUCAGAUCUACAGCCAAUCGUGAGCAGCAAGAAACGUGACCCCCGCAGUGACUACUAUCGCCGGAAAAAGUUUCGCAAAUCGGGAAAGCACAGCAGCAACAACAACACUACGACCACCGCAACCAGCACAGAAGAAGAAUAUCUGCAGGAAGAAAACAGCAGCAACCACCUCGAAAAACAUUCCUCCUUCGUCGUGAAAUUAGUAGGAAGGAGACGGCCGGAUGGUGGCGGCGGUGGGACAGCAAUCCCUCCUCCUCCUUCUUCCACUGAGGUCAUGACCUGGUUCAAAGGAUGUGCUUCAGGACCGCCAACACAACAUAGUCACAGCCACCAAGGAGGCCGUAAUAGCAGAUCGGGCAUGGGGGCUGCCGAAUCGAGGAGUAGUCGUGAUGCUCUAGCCAAGUCUCGCAGUCAGUCCAGCUCUGCCCUCUACCAUCCCCCUCCGCCCCCAUCAGGCGCAGGCAACGCUACCACCACCACACCCAUCGGUAAUGCGGUCAGUGCUUCCAUGUGGGAUAUUCCGCAUCAGCACAACCAAUCACCGGCCAAAGUUCGACACCACCACCAUCCCAAGGACAACAAGCGUUGUUGUAACCUUAACAAAAUCGUUGGAGGAAACAACAGCAGAUCAAAAUUGUACGCCGUCUCUUGUCCUGACGUUGCUCAUCAAGCUUUAAUCGCUCACAACCAUCAACACCAAGGCCAUCCACCCGCAACCACUGCGAAUAAGACCCAUCAGUAUCAGAAUAACAUUCCAGAAGAGGCCCUUCACUUUAUUCUCCCGCCACCUGAAGGUUAUCGAACCGUUGUCGUCCCUCCACAUCAUCAUCAAGCGAACUGUCCCCUGAGCAGAGAUUUGCUUUUACAAUCCCACCAGCAUCACUCUUUGACACAGCUUCACCUCAACAAUAGUGGCGUUCCGCAACCCGCUGCUGCCGCGUGUUCCAUGAACGGCCCAAUGUCACUUUCAUAUAGUCACCUUCCUAGCUCAUAUCUUCUUCAGCAACACCCGCUCAUGACGUCGCUUAACCACACCCACCACAGUCACCAUAAUCAUAAUUAUAAUAAUGCGAGUAGAGUUGUACCACCUCCGCCACAGCAGAGUGAACCGGUCAAAGUGCGACACACAGAAUCUGCUCCAGAUCUAGACUCAAUCUUUCCAGCGUUUGUGAUUCCAGAGAAUAUUUUUGAAGUCCAUUUAACCCGGGAUGGACGAGGACUUGGAUUGAGUGUGACAGGGGGUCGUGAUUCGGGUGAAAAAUUUCCUGGUCUUAUCCGAAUUAAGAAGGUUUUCCCUGCUAGCCCAGCCUCAGAAUGUGGUAGGAUUUUAGGAUGGGAUGUGAUUUUACAAGCAAAUGGAACUCCGCUUACAGGCCUUGCCAAUCAUGAGGCCUUAUCAGUCCUAAGGACGACUCCAACAACAACAAUUCUCACUCUGUGUCGCCCACCACCUUACACCCCCGGCUUCUCUGACUCUCCUUCUUCUACCGUUCCGGACCAUCCACAUUUUCCUUACAAUUCAUACAACCCCCAUCAUAAUCAGGAACCACAUUUACCUCAGCAAAAAUCCAAAUCGCUUUCUAGUCUCAAGAUCCCUCAGAACUCCAUCACACCCAACAACUCAAAAUCAGGUCACUUCGGGGAGUUUGAAGUGACACUUGAAAAAGUGUGUGGUUCUCUCGGAUUUACUCUGCGUCAAGAAGAUACGUCUAUUCUAGGUCAUUAUGUCCGUGCCCUUGUGAAGGAACCGGCUCUGUCAGACGGCAGAAUUCAACCAGGAGACAAAAUCAUCUCUGUGAACGGAACGGACCUGUCCGGUUUGAGUCACGGAGACGCCAUCAACUUUCUCCGCCAAUGUGGAUCAUCCGUAACGUUGCGAUUAUGGAGGGACGUCAGCCCCACGCCCGUGUCCCCUUUGUCGCCUUCCGAAUCUGUGAGAGGGUUGAAGCCUAAACCUCUUCGGCAAGAAGCUCUCGACAUGCUUAACGACUUGGCAGUUCGGAAACAAUCUGCAGAAUGGAAGCAUUCUCUUCCCGGCUCCGUUUCAGUCGGUGGGGGUGGCGGUGGCGGACGAUCCUGUGGUCUGCGAACUCACAACAAUAGGUCCACUACAAAUACUGAUGACGGAUCCAACGGACCAGCAACCUUACCACGACGUCGAGGAGUCAACCAGCAUACGACCCCCAUCAUUACUCCGUCACCCGAAGUCCUUUCUGCAGCAUUGUCUCGGUUUGCUUCUCCGAAGGAAACCAACGUUCAACCGCAACCGUCCCAACCGCCAGUACCACCGUUGGAGGACGACGACGAAAGUAGAAGUAGUGGAAGUGGAGAGUCCACACCAAUGUCGAAAAAGGCUGGCCUUGUUGCGGGUGACCCUUACCGUGCUUACACUGACCUGCGUUCAGACUCUAUCGUAUCGGCAAACUCUACUCUGAAUGAGAAUGAGGAGGAUGCUGAAGAUGGGGAACUGAAACAUAGAUGGGCUUCCUUUAAUAAUCGUCACCAUAAUAAUGGGGUCGAUCAGAAUCACACAUCCGAACCCAAUUUCCGUUCUGGUCAACCCAAAUAUCAAUCCGCUAUUCUUCCAUCGACAGCAACAAGCAAAAAUAAAAAGCGUGACGGUACCCAAUUUGGAUCUGGGUUCCGUCUUCCACCAGCCCUAUUUGAACGAGGGGAAGCAGAAACUGAAUCGGGUGCCCUUUCCGACGAAUACCUACAAACUCAACAAAGCUGUGAUGACAGAAAAGGACGAAAGAAAAAGAGCUUGAGCAGCACCACUCCAACCACAACUUCCUCACUUUCUUCGUCGUCAUCCUCAUCUGGUGGGGGAAAGCUAGGAAAUUCUACACUCCUCAAAUGGAAAGGUGUCCUUCUGGAAGAUGACGAGGAUGAUAAACAUGCUUCGGGUGGUUCCGAUCGACAUAAUUAUUUAAGUGUAGACGUUGACUUAGAGAACGGAACAAGACGAAGUCCAGAUGGACGAGAGUUUCGAGAAUGUGAUGUCGAGAUUUCGGCAACUACUCAGGAAAAUGGGGAGCAGAUAUUCACCGUGGAGUUAUCCCGACGUUGGUGCAGUCGACUCGGCUUUAGUCUACAAGGCCGUGAUGGCCACACCCACAUCUCCGCUGUUUAUCCCAAUAGCGUUGCAUCGAAAGAUGGACGUCUUCGCGUUGGAGACGAAUUGGUCAUGGUAAAUGGAGAAACUAUUCGAGAUAUGGACACAUCACAAGUUAUUGACAUGAUGCGCAAAACAAGAGGAAUAAUCAGCAUCACACUUUUAAGAAGAAGCGAAGGAAAUGGCGAUGGCGGAAGUGGGUCUGAAUCAGAAAUGGGACUCAGAUAAAUUACACCUCGACAACAGAAUAAUCAACGGAAUAGAAUGAGAGCUUUGACCCAAUUAAUGCAAUUAAUUUUAAUAUAUAGUUAAGCGUUUCAAAGAAUAAUGAUCAUUAAGAUCUAAAUAAAAUAACUUAUUAAUGGUUGAGCUAUUAUAUAACCGACAUAUACAUGCAAAUAAUGGUAUUACGCUAAUACAUACAUACAUGUGUAAGGUGCAAGCAAACAAAAUAAUUUAGUCAAUCACACCAAUGUUAUUGCAGUCAUGUGAGUUAAAGAAUCUCUAUAUAUUCGCGAUAUAUCGCAAUUUUUAAUUAUUUUAUUUUUUUGUAAAUUUUCUUGAAACGAUUUUGUUUAAGAUCAAUGCAAUGACUGAUUAUAAAAAGCAUUAAAUAAAUUUGUGGACAAAUCAAG
Folsomia candida is the source of this 4186-nucleotide messenger RNA. RefSeq lists its product as uncharacterized. The transcript is spliced from 18 exons. The coding region runs from base 147 to 3779 and encodes 1210 amino acids. Gene Ontology annotation, molecular function: protein binding. NCBI's taxonomy places the organism in Eukaryota, Metazoa, Arthropoda, Collembola, Entomobryomorpha, Isotomidae. The record is from RefSeq and is a predicted model, not a curated record.